ACUAUCCACAAUAUCCUGCCAAUGAAAUACCAAAUAUAACACCUUCCCUAACGAAUUAUUUAUUACCAUUUGACUCUCAGUCAAAUGGAAGUAAUUAUAAUACUUCAUCACUAAGAGAGCCAAGUGGACUUCAUGUAUUCAAUGCAGCAAGUUAUCCAAAUGGACCGAUAAUCCUACGACUAAUUCGUAGUGGUGUAAACAAUUGUUCUGAACCUUACUUGCAUCUAAGACUAAUAUACUUGAAUUCUCCCACUAUGGGUAUCAACAAUAGUAUAACUGACCCCGAAAUAACCGCGAUUCCUACUUUUAAUUUUUGCCCAAUUUCAACUAAUCCUCCACGUGAUCUGAUUCGUAUUUUUCCCUUGUCAUAUAAUCAUAUCAUGAUCGCGUUUUUACAAACUCAUACUGGGAGUAUAGAAACGCAUGAGGAAAUUGGAUUGUUUAUGGAUUGGAAUGGAAAUGUUUUUCAAAAUAUAAGUCUUGGAUUGAUCAAUUAUACCGAAAGUGAUACAUCAUCAUUGGGUACAUUAGUGGCCGAUUCUUCCCAGAGAUAUGGAUUUAUGUGGGUUAACCGUGUGUCCCAAAAACAAUUCAUAAGAUGGAAAAAAUAUUCUAUUACAGACCAACGUAACGUAACAUUUUCAAAUAAUUUGGGCCAAAUUCCUAUAAAUCCAUCUCAUCAAUACCAAAUAAUUGCGAUGAUCGAUGGUGGAUAUUGUUUUGUAAUGACAGGACCAUCGGAUAAUCUUACACCUGGCUUUAUCGAUGCUCAAUGGGUAGCUAAAGUAGUAUUCAUUCGUCCGACAUAUUAUAUGACACAACCCUCAAUAAUAUAUCAAUACAUGUCACAAGCAAUUUCGAUGAAUAUUGAAACAUGUGACAAUACAUAUUAUGAUCCUGGAUUAGCUUGUGUUUUUAGUAUUAAAUCGAGUAAUACUUCAAAUAUUUCUGCACGAUACGUUAAAGUAGCAUUCUUUUCGAGUGGAGGCAUAAAGAAUUCUUCGACAUUGAACAUUGCUGAUACUACUUUUAACUUAGAUAAGAUGUACCAAUUGUGGAGUGGUGGAUACCUUUUAGUUAUUCGUUUGAAAACUAACAACACUUUCAUUGGUUAUGUUUAUGAUCUCCAAGGAAAUUUCUUUAAAGCUUGGGAUUCACCUACAAUACCUGGGAAUCUUGUGAUACCGAAUGGUGUGCUUCUUAACAAUACUGUUUGGAUGAUUUCGGAUGUAAACUCUACAGUAUCGAAUGAAAGUAUUUGGAAUUUAACAACAACUGUCGCCUACAAAUUUGUUACUCUUGAUCAUAUUUCUAACAAUUUAAAUAUCAACAUAACGUUCCCAAAUAUAACUAACCCUUUUCCAAGCAACCAGGUGAUCAGUAUGACAUUUUACAAUCAAAUUGCAUUAUCAGUAGGAAAUAUUUCCAUAUACCAAGACAGUGGCACAGAUAUGCUGCUAAGAUUAUAUUAUAAUGCACAUAAUAAUAGUGACAAAGUUAAAAUUUUAUCAGAUAAUAAGACGGUUUCGAUAACAGUUUUGAAAAGUACAUUUGCUUCUCCAGGAAGUCGAUACUAUAUUGUUAUGGAUAAUAAUUUUGUUAAAGAUUUUCUAUCUGAUGAACCUUUGCCAGGUGCUAACUGGAGUUUUACAACAGAAAAUAAGUCAGCUGAAAACCUUGGAAAUGAGUCACGUAGCUUCGAUAGUCUUCCGAUAUCCAACAAAUCAGAUUAUCUCCGUAAUUUAAGUCUUGAACUCUCACAUUCAGUUCCAAUAGAUUCUUCAAGCAUAAAAGCUGAUAGUCAUUUUCAAUGGGAUAAAAAUGUUGAUGAUUAUUCACAGAUUUUAUUAAAAUUUCAAAUACUACCAGGAAAUGAUAAUAUGAAAAAUCUUAGCGUAUCUAAAGUUAUCGAAACAAUAAACGAUUUGAUAACAAACAGAGAUGUUACAAUGAUAUCUAAAUUAUCAAUAAGUAGUAAGUUGGAUAGUCAAUAUGGGUUUAAGCCUAAAAAGAACGUUUGGGAUAGUUAUGGAUAUUCUUUAAUUUUCAUUGGUGCCGUGCCUUUUCUUUUGGCCGUUCUUGCACUAUUUUCAUAUCAAGAACCAAGAAAUGAUACUUCAUUCUAUGAAUGGUUUAGAAAAUAUCACAACGUAGCAGCUUUAUCCGUACUUUGCUCCGGGAUAGAUAUUGACAUAUUGUCACUAAUAAAUUCAAAAUUAGCCAAUAGCCCAUUUUUUUAUGCACCAUUAUCUAAGUCAAGUAAAAAUUGGAUACUUCGUGCUGGCUGUAUUAAUUUAUUUAUUGAAGAUGGACCUCAGUUAAUCGUUCAGAUACUCUAUCAGAUAUAUUCUGUAAACUAUGAUAUAAUACCUUUCAUGAGUUUAUUGACUUCCUCGUUACUUUUCAGCUGUAUAAUUCUUGGUAGAAUAUACAGACUUUUAAGACACAAAGAAACACCUAAUCAAUCCACUACCGUCAGCACAUCAUAUUACGACCACGAAGACUCAUCAUCGAAGUAUAGCGGCGAAUACAUUGAGGAUAUACCAUCAUCACCCACUAUUGUUCCUGAGACAAGGAUAGAACCACCAGGUCAUGUGUGGAUGAGAUUUGGAAAUUACGGCAUCCCAAGAACUCAUUCUCAAAGAGUUAAUUAUCCGUUACCACCACUGGGCAGGCGUAAUAGAGUUAACGCUAUGUCUGUUGAAAAACCGCGAAUUACUUUGACUAACUUUGAUAAUAUGGAAAACAUAGAGAGUAUAAGUGAUUUUCCGGUAACCACAAUGCAUAUCAAUGAUGGAGAAAGAAAUGGUGGAGAGUUAGAAGAUGAUGAUGUCCUUGAUGAAAGAUAUAAACAUAAUAAUGUACAUUACGGACAAUUUGGUUAUAAUGCGGUGAACAGUAACGACGAGGAGUUUGAGCAAGAUGACAGGAGUUAUAAAUCUCAUGAUAAUGCACGUUAUGGACCAUUUAGUUAUAAAGUGGUGAACAGUAAUGACGAAGAGUUGGAGCAAGAUGACGAGUUAUCAUAA
Cetraspora pellucida is the source of this 3029-nucleotide messenger RNA. The record is from the annotation of a GenBank genome assembly. NCBI's taxonomy places the organism in Eukaryota, Fungi, Glomeromycota, Glomeromycetes, Diversisporales, Gigasporaceae.